GGCCCUGCCAUGGGCACGGGAUCGGCGCAGGGGGCCCGAGGCACAGCGGCGGCAGGACACGGGGGGGGGUUUCUCUUCGCCUGGAUCUUGGUCUCAUUUGCCUGUCAUCUGGCCUCCACCCAAGGAGCUCCUGAAGAUGUGGAUGUCCUCCAGCGGCUGGGCCUCAGCUGGACGAAGGCCGGGGGUGGCCGGAGCCCUGCACCCCCCGGUGUUAUUCCUUUCCCAUCUGGCUUCAUCUUCACACAGCGGGCCAGGUUGCAGGCCCCCACGGCCACAAUCCUUCCCACCGCCCUGGGCCAGGAGCUGGCGCUGGUGUUAAGCCUCUGUUCGCACCGUGUGAACCAUGCCUUCCUCUUCGCCAUCCGCAGCAGGAAGCACAGGCUGCAGCUGGGCCUGCAGUUCCUCCCCGGCAGGACACUUGUUCACUUGGGGCCUCGACAAUCUGUGGCCUUUGACCUGGAUGUGCAUGAUGGCCAUUGGCAUCACCUGGCCCUAGAGCUGCGUGGCCGCACGGUCACAUUGGUGACAGCUUGUGGGCAGCACAGGGUACCUAUCCCACUGCCUUCCCGUAGGGACUCCAUGCUUGAUCCUCAGGGCUCCUUUCUCUUGGGGAAGAUGAACCCUCGUGCUGUCCAGUUCGAAGGUGCACUCUGUCAGUUCAGCAUCCAUCCCGUAGCGCAGGUCGCUCAUAAUUACUGUGCCUACCUGAGAGAGCGGUGCCGACAGGUGGACACAUAUGGUCCCCAGGUGGGAGCCCUCUUUCCCUGGAACUCUGGUCCAGCCUUUGCCCUGCACCCUGAACCAGCCUUCCUUGGCCUGGGGAACCUGACCAGAGCCCCAGCAACCCUGAGUGCCAGGCCUGUAGUCAGGGCACCCAUGGUGACUAUGGCUCCUGCCAUGCCCACCAAGCCUCUGAGGAUUGUCCCCCCAGAUGUCCCCCAACACAGCUCUGCCCAGACCCCACCAGGACCUGCCAAACAGUCAGUCAGAAAAACAUCUUCUCCUUCUCCUUCAGCUUCUUUGGCUAGUUCCACCAGGAUUUUUCAUCCAGCUGCUGCCCAGCCACUACAGAUCACAGUUACUAGCCCCACCAAACGUCCCCCCACUAAAACUCCCCCAUCUUCCCUUUCAGUUACCCCUGUGAAAGGUCCCCAUCCAACCCAGAAAACAGCCGCCCCUUUACCCACAAAGCCUGUUGUUCUGCCUGCCCAGAAGCCGGUGACACGCACUCCCCACCUUGCACCUUCCAAAGCCUCUAGUCCCACAGGCAGGCCUGUCCAGAAGACCUUUGUGACACCCCGACCUCUAGCACCCAGUCCCCAGCCCCUGCGCCCCACUGUUGGCUUAUUGAAGAAGUCUGCUAUUCCCACAGUAGCAGAGUCUAAGUCCAAGAUAACCAGUUGGGCCAGCAAGCAGGUCCGCACCAGUGCCCCUAAAAGUCUUCAGCAAACUAUUGUGUCCCAGUCCCCUGUUCCCUACCUAGGCUCUACAAGAGCCUCUCUGACACUGGCUACAGCCCUCCCUCCACUGGGCUUUGGAAAUCCUAGAAUGGCUCCUCCCACUCAUGACUCCUCUUCAACUCCUGCUGGGAGCAAGAAAUUCAAAGGACUGGAAGCCUCCAAGAAAACCAGACCUAAGAACAGCCCCCGGAAGCCCAUACCUCUCAGGCCUGAGAAGACAGCCAGGGAUGCCCUAUCAAGAGACCUGACAACCAAGCCCAGCCAGCUGUCCACCCCCCUGGUCCUUGCUCCAGCUCACCUCCUGUCCUCCAGCCCCCGGCCCACGAGCAGCAGCUUCCCUUUCUUCCACCUGCCAGGCCCCACACCUUUCCCAAUGCUGAUGGGACCUCCAGGAUCCAAGGGAGACUGUGGCUUGCCGGGUCCCCCUGGGCUGCCAGGAUUACCUGGAUCUCCAGGUGCACGAGGUCCUCGGGGCAUGGCAGGGAUUCCUGAAGUCCAUCUACAUGAGCAGGGUCCUCCUGGGCCAUAUGGGAACCCAGGCCCACCUGGCCCUCCUGGAGCCAAAGGACAGAAAGGGGACCCAGGACUCUCACCAGGACAGGCUCAUGAUGGGGCAAAGGGUAACAUGGGCUUGCCUGGGCUCUCCGGAAAUCCAGGACCCUUGGGACGGAAGGGACACAAGGGUCAUCCUGGAGCAGCAGGGCACCCUGGAGAACAGGGCCAGCCAGGACCUGAGGGCAGUCCAGGGGCCAAAGGUUACCCUGGCAGGCAGGGGUUCCCUGGACCUGUAGGAGAUCCUGGUCCCAAAGGCAGCCGGGGUUACAUUGGACUCCCGGGGCUCUUCGGCCUGCCGGGGUCGGAUGGAGAGCGGGGCCUCCCUGGUGUUCCUGGCAAGAGGGGCGAGAUGGGUAGGCCGGGCUUCCCUGGAGAUUUUGGGGAAAGAGGCCCCCCUGGACUGGAUGGGAACCCUGGAGAAAUUGGCCUGCCAGGGCCACCAGGAGUCCCCGGCCUCAUUGGUGACAUGGGAGCACUAGGUUCCAUUGGCUACCCAGGACCCAAAGGCAUGAAGGGACUGAUGGGCGGCGUGGGGGAGCCCGGACUGAAAGGUGAUAAGGGUGAACAAGGGUUCCCAGGUGUGUCGGGAGAUCCCGGCUUCCAAGGAGACAAGGGUAGUCAGGGCUUGCCAGGGGUCCCAGGUGCCCGAGGAAAGCCAGGGCCUCUGGGCAAAGCUGGAGACAAAGGCUCACUUGGGUUUCCUGGACCUCCUGGUCCUGAGGGUUUCCCAGGAGACAUUGGCCCCCCAGGGGACAAUGGUCCUGAAGGCAUGAAGGGUAAGCCUGGAGCCCGAGGCCUGCCUGGACCUCCUGGGCAGCUGGGACCUGAGGGAGAUGAAGGACCCAUGGGGCCACCAGGAGUCCCAGGUGUGGAGGGUCAGCCUGGACGGAAGGGGUUUCCUGGGAGGCCUGGCCUGGAUGGCUCAAAGGGAGAACCAGGGGAUCCUGGACGGCCAGGGCCUGUGGGUGAACAGGGACUCAUGGGAUUCAUUGGUCUGGUUGGGGAGCCUGGAAUCGUGGGGGAGAAGGGAGACCGUGGAGUGAUGGGACCCCCAGGCGCACCUGGGCCCAAGGGGUCAAUGGGUCAUCCUGGAAUGCCAGGUGGUAUUGGGGACCCUGGAGAGCCUGGAUCCCGGGGCCCUCCAGGACCUCGAGGCCCACCAGGCAUGAGGGGAGCCAAGGGGCACCGGGGCCCUCGAGGACCUGAUGGACCAGCUGGGGAGCAGGGGUCCAAGGGCCUGAAGGGCCGUGUGGGACCUCGGGGCAGACCUGGACAGCCAGGACAGCAGGGUGCAGCUGGUGAGCGAGGCCACUCAGGUGCAAGAGGCUUCCUUGGCAUUCCUGGCCCCUCGGGCCCUCCAGGUGCCAAGGGCCUCCCAGGAGAACCGGGCUCUCAGGGACCUCAGGGGCCAGUUGGUCCUCCAGGAGAGAUGGGACCGAAGGGGCCACCGGGUGCAGUGGGAGAGCCUGGCCUUCCUGGGGACUCCGGGAUGAAGGGUGACCUUGGACCUCUGGGCCCCCCUGGGGAGCAGGGCCUCAUUGGGCAGCGGGGAGAGCCAGGCCUUGAGGGAGACCUUGGCCCCAUGGGGCCCGACGGUCUGAAGGGGGACAAAGGUGACCCAGGGCCUGAUGGUGAGCGUGGUGAGAAGGGCCAGGAGGGACUGAAAGGAGAAGAUGGGCUCCCUGGGCCCCCAGGCAUCACUGGCAUCCGGGGUCCUGAAGGAAAGCCCGGCAAGCAGGGUGAGAAGGGCCAGAUGGGAGCUAAGGGUGCCAAGGGCUACCAAGGACAGCUGGGGGAGAUGGGCACCCCUGGAGAUCCCGGGCCUCCUGGCACCCCAGGUCCUAAAGGGUCCCGGGGCACCCUAGGACCAAUGGGUGCUCCAGGACGGAUGGGAGCCCAAGGAGAGCCAGGAUUGGCUGGUUAUAAUGGACACAAAGGCAUCACAGGACCUCUUGGGCCUCCUGGGCCCAAAGGCCAGAAGGGGGAACAGGGCGAGGAUGGCAAGGCUGAGGGGCCCCCUGGGCCACCUGGAGAUCGGGGUCCUGUGGGAGAUCGAGGAGACCGUGGGGAGCCAGGUGACCCUGGAUACCCUGGUCAAGAGGGAGUUCAAGGCCUCCGUGGAAAGCCGGGCCAGCAGGGCCAGCCUGGGCAUCCAGGACCCCGGGGACAGCCAGGGCCUAAAGGAUCAAAAGGCGAAGAGGGCCCAAAGGGAAAGCCUGGCAAGACUGGCGCAUCAGGCCGGAGGGGGACUCAGGGACUGCAGGGGCUGCCAGGGCCCAGAGGCGUGGUAGGGAGACAGGGCCCUGAGGGCAUGGAUGGACCUGAUGGGACUCCUGGCAGGGAUGGCCGACCAGGAUAUCAGGGACAGCAGGGAGAUGAUGGCACCCCUGGCCCCAUAGGCCCUGCUGGGAGAAGAGGAAACCCAGGUGUGGCUGGUUUACCUGGAGCACAGGGGCCUCCAGGAUUCAAGGGUGAAAGUGGGUUACCUGGGCAACUGGGUUCCCCUGGAAAGCGAGGGACAGAAGGUGGAACAGGACUUCCGGGAAACCAGGGGGAGCCAGGAUCCAAAGGCCAACCGGGUGACUCUGGUGAGAUGGGCUUCCCAGGAGUAGCUGGCCUCUUUGGACCCAAGGGCCCCCCUGGAGACAUUGGCUUCAAAGGCAUCCAAGGCCCUCGGGGGCCUCCUGGCUUGAUGGGAAAGGAAGGUAUCAUUGGGCCCCCUGGAAUGCUAGGACCUUCUGGACUCCCGGGUCCCAAGGGUGACAGAGGCAGCCGAGGGGACUGGGGACUGCAAGGCCCAAAGGGUCCUCCUGGUCCGAGGGGGCGGCCGGGUCCACCGGGUCCUCCUUGGCAUCCUGUCCAGUUUCAGCAAGAUGACCUUGGGGCAGCUUUCCAGACAUGGAUGGAUGCUCACAGAGCAGUCAGACCAGAGCAGGGGUACAGCUAUCCGGACCAGCUGGUGCUGGACCAGGGAGGAGAGAUCUUCAAAACCUUACACUACCUCAGCAACCUCAUCCAGAGCAUUAAGACGCCCUUGGGAACCAAGGAAAAUCCAGCCCGGGUCUGCCGGGAUCUCAUGGACUGUGAGCAGAGGAUGGUGGAUGGUACCUACUGGGUGGACCCCAACCUCGGCUGCUCCUCUGACACCAUUGAAGUCUCCUGUAACUUUACACACGGUGGGCAGACGUGUCUGAAGCCCAUCACAGCCUCCAAGGUGGAGUUUGCUGUUAGCCGGGUCCAGAUGAAUUUCUUGCACCUGCUCAGUUCUGAGGGGACACAGCACAUCACAAUCCAUUGCCUGAACCUGACGGUGUGGCAGGAGGGCCCAGGGCGCCCCUCUGCCAGGCAAGCCGUGCGCUUCCGUGCCUGGAAUGGACAGGUCUUCGAAGCUGGGGGUCAGUUCAGGCCAGAGGUGUCUGUGGAUGGCUGCAAGGUCCACGAUGGCCGCUGGCACCAGACACUGUUCACCUUCCGAACCCAGGACCCACAGCAGCUGCCCAUUGUCAGCGUGGACAACCUCCCACCAGUCUCAUCAGGGAAGCAGUACCGCCUGGAAGUUGGACCUGCAUGCUUCCUCUGACCUCUGACCUCUAGGCUCCUCCAAGCCUUGUGGGGAAGGGAAGAGGCUGGGACCAGCUAGUCCCAGAUAUGGG
Cricetulus griseus (Chinese hamster) is the source of this 5668-nucleotide messenger RNA. Lineage: Eukaryota; Metazoa; Chordata; Mammalia; Rodentia; Cricetidae. The record is from RefSeq and is a predicted model, not a curated record.